GCCUUCCAACAGGGAAGAGGUUCUCCUGUACUGAGUGCGGGAAGGGUUUUUCAGAUAAGUCUAAUCUUUACAGACAUAAGAAAUUGCACACUGGGGACAAGCCACAUUCCUGUCCUCAGUGCGGGAAAUGUUUUUCACAGAAGUCCCAUCUUUACAUACAUCAGAGAUCUCAUACAGGGGAGAAGCCAUAUUCCUGUUCUGAGUGCGAGAAAUGUUUUUCACAGAUGUCCCAUCUUUACACACAUCAGGGGUCCCACACAACCCUCGAGGUGUAUUAGUGCCUGA
Staurois parvus is the source of this 285-nucleotide messenger RNA. The record is from the annotation of a GenBank genome assembly. NCBI's taxonomy places the organism in Eukaryota, Metazoa, Chordata, Amphibia, Anura, Ranidae.